Carcharodon carcharias (great white shark) is the source of this 2121-nucleotide messenger RNA. RefSeq names its product zinc finger protein 229-like. Lineage: Eukaryota; Metazoa; Chordata; Chondrichthyes; Lamniformes; Lamnidae. The transcript is spliced from 2 exons. The coding region runs from base 412 to 1560 and encodes 382 amino acids. The record is from RefSeq and is a predicted model, not a curated record. Gene Ontology annotation, biological process: regulation of cytokine production; negative regulation of transcription by RNA polymerase II; regulation of immune system process.
CUGAAGUCUGGGGCUUGCGGGAGGUGAAGGAGGAAGGAUGGGGGGAAAAGGGUGUUCAGAGGGUUGGAUUUGCAGAUGGGAAAUUCAUACCAAACAUCAUGUCAAGAUCUGAUAGAGUCACUCGAUUCAUCAGAACCUGAAUAUCAUCGGCCUUUGAAUGUGGAAGGAGAAAUAUUUAUUUGUUCUGACUGUAAGGAAAGAUUUCAAACAAUACUGUGACUGAAUAGCACUGAGACAUACACAAAUGAGUGAGAGUAUUCCAGUGCACUGAUUGGAAAGAGUUUUAACCAGCAACACAGCCUAAAAAAAAAGUGCACCAUUCACAGCGGGGAGGGACUGUACACAUGUUCUGUGUGUGGAUGAGUCGUCAACUGAUUGUCAAACCUGGAUAGAAACAAGGACACCCACACCAUGGAGAAACCGUGGAAAUGUGGGGACUGUGGGAAGGGAUUCAAUUACCCAUCUGAGUUGGAAACACAUCGACGUAUUCACACUGGGGAGAGGCCGUUCACCUGCUUUGUGUGUGGGAAGGGAUUCACUCAGUCAUCCAGCCUCUACACACACCAGCAUGUUCAUACUGGUAAGAGGCCAUUCACUUGCCUUGAAUGUGGGAAGGGAUUUAAUGCAUUAUCAACCCUCCGGACUCACCAGCAAGUUCACUCUGACCAAAGACCAUUCAAAUGUUCUGACUGUGAGAAAAGCUUUAAAAGCAGAAAGGAUCUACUGAUACACCAACGCUCUCACACUGGGGAGAGACCAUUCACCUGCGCAUUGUGUGGGAAGAGAUUCACUCAAUCAUCCCACCUCCUGACACACAAACUUGUUCAUACAGAUAAGAGACCUUUUAAAUGUUCUGACUGUGAGAAGAGCUUUAAAAGUAAAAAGGAUUUACAGAACCACCAACGCACUCUGUCUGGGGAGAGGCCAUUCACCUGCUCCGUGUGUGGGAAGGGAUUCACUUGUUCAUCCCACCUUCUGAAACACCAAUUUGUUCACACUGAUCAGAGACCAUUCCAUUGUUCUCAGUGUGAGAAAAAAUUUAAAAGCAAAAGGGAUCUUCUGAAACAUCAACACACACACACUGGGGAGAGGCCGUUCACCUGCUCUACCUGUGGGAAGGGAUUCACUCGGUUAGCCCAUCUGGUGAGACACCAUCGAGUUCACACUGGGGAGAGGCCGUUCACCUGCCCUGAGUGUGGGCAGGAAUUCAUUGAUUCAUCUGACCUUCUGAUACACCAGCGAGUUCACACUGGAGAGAGACCGUACACUUGCCCCUUGUGUGGGAACAGAUUCACUCAGUCAUCCCAUCUCACUACACACCAACUUGUUCACACUGAUCAGAGACCUUUUAAAUGUUCUGACUGUGAGAAGAGCUUUAAAAGUAAAAGGAAUCUGCUGACACACCAGCAAGUUCACACUGGGGAGAGACCGUUCACCUGCUCCAUGUGUGGGAAGGGAUUCGCUCAGUCAAAGAACCUGCUGAGACACCAGCAAGUUCACAUGCGACUGCAGGGGAUGGAUUCUGCUGUUAUUGCUGCUUUUAACCUCAUCCAGGACUGAAUCAUGUCUGGACGCCUGUUUCAUUGGGGUUCCACAGUCUUGUGGUUUAUAUCAAUGAUAUAGACUUAAAUGUAGGGGCAACGAUUAAGAAAUUUGCAGAUGAUACAAAAGCUGCUGGUUUUAACAAUGUGGAAGGAAGCCAUGGACUGCAGAAUGACCUUAAUGGACUGGUCAGAUGGGCAGGAAAAUGGCAAAUGGAAUUCGAUCUGGAGCAGUGUGUGAUAAUGAAUUUGGGAGGGCAACAAGACAAAAAAUGGGUUAAUGUUGAGAAUUGUAGAGGAACAGAGGGACCUUGGGGUGCAUAUCCACAGAUCCCUGAAUGUGGAUGGACAGGUAGAUCAGGUGGUCAAGAAAGCAUUUGGGACACUUUGUUGUCCGGGGCCUAGAAUAUAAAAGCAGGGAGAUUAUGUUAGAAUCGUAUGAAACACCAGUUAGAGUACUGAGUAUAGGUUUGAUCACUGCAUUAAACAACUAAAAAAUAAGACUAGAUACAUUAAUUAGCAUAAAACUGAAGUCAAUUUGAUUAUUUAUCUUAUAAUUACAGACAGUGUUUCAUUCAUC